AUUUUUGACACAAAUUCUCUUUAGAAUUGUGCACUUUGAGUGAAAACAUUUUGUGUUUGUUUCGAAAAUGAAAAUUUCUUUUCUGCUAUGGAGCUUGUUGGCAACGUAUAUACACGCAACCAUCGCCCGUAGUCCUGAGUUGUUUACCUGCGAUUUCGAUCUUGUUAACGGUCAAGGCAAUAGUCCUUAUCAACCGUGGACGCGUAGCUUCCUCUCGUCUAAUUGCUUAAAUAUGUAUGAUAAACAGCACACGGAUCGACACAUGUACGAUAUGUAUAUGAACGAAGCGUUGGAGUUUCGAAAAUUCAUAGCGGCCAUAGAGAAUUACGAAGCGAAAAAGUCGGGAAAACCAUUGUGUCAUGAUAAGGAAUAUGCUUUGAACCUCGAAGAUCGUCAGAAAUUCUAUCAGCUGGCAAAUCUUUUUGACUGCUACAAGAUGAAUAAUUAUGAAAGCUUUCUCUACUGCAUUACGGAAAAACGAAAGGAAUUGGUGAAUAUAAUAAAUAAUGCCGGUGCAUAAGUCAAAUGAUCAUCACUUGAAGAUUUUAAUUUGAUACUAAGAAAAAUAUUUUAAUUUUAUAAAAAAUUUCUUCUUUUAAAAAAAUUUUUCGCUUUUCAAAAACUGUUUAAAAUUUAGUGUGAACGCUUUAAAGGCUUGUUUUGAAAAUUAUAUUAAAGAAAAAUAUGAUGAAAUUCGAACGCGACAGCAAUGCACUUUCGAGCAAAUAAAAUCAUAGUCUUAAACUUUUCUUUUCAAAA
Ceratitis capitata (Mediterranean fruit fly) is the source of this 759-nucleotide messenger RNA. RefSeq lists its product as uncharacterized. The transcript has 3 exons. Bases 68 to 520 code for a protein of 150 amino acids. NCBI's taxonomy places the organism in Eukaryota, Metazoa, Arthropoda, Insecta, Diptera, Tephritidae. The record is from RefSeq and is a predicted model, not a curated record.